This is a messenger RNA of Prorocentrum cordatum, 1637 nucleotides long. The record is from the annotation of a GenBank genome assembly. NCBI's taxonomy places the organism in Eukaryota, Dinophyceae, Prorocentrales, Prorocentraceae.
GUGUCCUGAGGGGCUUCAACGGCACGGUCUUCGCGUACGGCCAGACGUCCUCGGGGAAGACCUUCACGAUGGAGGGGCCAGACAUGGACGACCAGACGCUCCAGGGCGUCAUCCCGCGGAUGGUGUGGUCCGUCUUCGACGGCAUAUACCACGCAGACGAGCACAUCGAGUUUCUGGUGAAGGUGUCCAUCGUAGAGAUCUACAACGAGCGUAUUCGGGACCUGCUGGAACCGAGUAAGGACAACCUGAAGAUCCACGAGGACAAGGCGCACGGCGUCUUCGUCGGCGAGGUCACAGAGACGCACGUGGGGCGCGAGCAGGAGAUCAUCGAGCUCAUGCGCACCGGGCGGCUGGGCCUCCCGCGCAGGCUGCUGGCGCUUGCCAGCGUCAUCACCUGCUCGCUGCCGAUGUUUGCCAGCGACCCCUCCUUCGAGGGCUGGACCACGGCGGACUCGGGCGCCCUGCUCGGGUACGCCUCCCUGGCCGCGGGCCUCGGCUUCGGCAUCUGGGGGCCCUUCGUGGACUACGUCGGGCCCCGCUACGGGCCCGCCGCGGGCCUCGGGUGCUCGCUGUUCGGCAACUUCAUCGGGGUGCUCCUGCUGUCCCAGGCCGAGAGCAAGGCGAUGCUGACCAUGGGCGCGCUGUUCAUCCGCCUGAGCUACUCCGCGGGCUUCCCCUCCGAGAUCAAGGCGAUCCAGCUGACGGUCCCGGAGCAGUACCAGGGCACGGCCCUGUCGAUGCUGGGCUUCGGCUCCCGCUGCGGCGCCAUCGUCGGCCGGGCGGUGUUCGGGAUGCUGCUGCAGUACUACACGUGGCGCACGCUGGCCAAGUGCAUCUCCGGCGCGCUCUUCUUCGCGGCCAUCGCGACGAUCGUCCUCGUCAAUGGGAAGUUGGCCGAGGCCGCAAAGACCAGGAAGCAGGUCGACACGAACGCCCCGAAGAAGAGCCUGGCGCAAAAGCUGGGGAAGCUGGGCAAGGAGCCAGCCGUGUGGAUGCUCGCCACGGGGUUCUCGCUCCUGUGCUUCAUCAUGCACGGGGACGACCUGAUGCCGCUGUUGUUCUACGGGCUGACCGGGAACCCCCUGAGCGUGACGUACUCUGCGAUCUUCCCGCUCGGCGGCAUCUGCGCGAUGAUCGCGAACGCCACCCAGUCACACAAGAUCAAAUCCAAGGAGACGAAGGAGUGGUUCUACGUUUACCUCAGCAGCAUCGCCAUCGCCGCCUUCGCGGCGCUCUACUUCGUCACCUGCGCAGCCGGUGCGGGCAACGUGGCAAUGCCCGUCGUCAUGGCCUUGAUCUGGAUUGCGGGCUUCACAGCAGCCCCUCCAUAUUACCAGCUGGCGAACAUCUUCGCAAUGGAGUACGGGGGCGAUGACAGCGCCACGCUUGUCAGCAUCUACGAACUGGUGGCUUUCUUCACCAAGUCUCCAGUUCAUUCUCAGAUCCUGACGAUCGCUGAUUCUGGCUGGGAGAAUGUCGUGCUGAGCCUCUUCGCGAUCGCAGUGUGUGCUUUCGUGACCAUGUUCUUCUUCGUGCGUCGCUGGCACAAGGUGCUGCGCAAGAAGGACGACUACGUCAAGGACUACGCCCCGCUCAGCAACAACAAGCAGCCGCUGGCCCGCGGGGUGACGCCGUAG